AUGUUUUGCGCCGUGGCCCGGUUCGCCAAGCAGCGGCUGACGACGCGGAUAUACGAUGCCGGCACGAAAGCGUCGCUCAAGGUCUACCACCUGCAGGAAUACGCGAGGUACCGAGCGGGGCUGACGCCCUCGGGGUCGCCAGGCGAUUCCACGGCUCCGGGCAGAGGUGUACGCCCGGAUGCAGCGCGGGACAUACCGCUGUUUCGGAAGAUCGAGGACUGGAGGCAAAUAGUCGCAGAAGUCGAUGACUGCGUCCGUGACCUAUCGCCCGCGCAGCUGCUCGCGACGGCGAUCGCGUACUGGCGGCUGGGACGCGUUGGGCGCUCCGAGUGGAAGCGGCUCUGCUCGGCGGCGGCGCGGCACGCCUACGGACCACAUGCAAACGUCACCGGCAUAUCCGCCAGCGAGGUCGCGCUGAUACUGUGCUGCUACGCCCGCGUGUUCAACAAGCCGGUGCAUUCCUCAACCAGCCUGCUGCGCUGGCUGGUGCGCGACGUCGGCAGGCUGAACGAACGUGACGUAUGCAUGACGCUCUUCUACAUGAGGCGGAUGCGCGCCGUACCGCCGGUGCUGGACACCUCGGAGAAGUCUUCAGGUGCAGCGAUGCUGAGGGCGAUCGUGCUGGGCCUGGCUGCGGAGGGCGGCAACAAGCUGCCCAAGUUCUCCCCCGGCGGCCUGGCAUGCCUGGUGUCGAACAUCACCUACAUCGGACAUAUACCGUGGGGGUUGAUGUACCACGCGUGCAACCUCAUACGCAAACACGCCGCAAGGCUGGACGCUAAAACCAUGGCAAUGCACCUCAGGUCGCUCGCCAUGCUGCGCUUCCCCGACAAGGGCACGCUCAAGGCGUUCGCGACGCGUCUCGACACCACGAAGCCGCUGCCCACCGCGACCAUCACGUGUAUACUGCACUCGUACGCGAAGCUGAGGUUCAGGCCGCGCAAACAUUUCGGGGGGCUCUUCGAGCAGGUGCAAAAGUGGGUGGUUGUCGGCAGCUGGUUCGCAAAUGCGUUCAGGGGGAUAUUCCUGUUCCAGGACCACGAAGUCGCCCAGGUGGCAUUUGCCCUGGGGCAGUUGGGGUAUCGCAACGAGGAUGUUUUUGAGAGCAUCUGCGCUUUCUCGGAGGCUCGAGCAGAACAACAGAACCCACAGAACAUCUCAAUGCUCAUGCAGUCGUUUGCCAAAGUCGGCAUAUACCGUCGUGAAGCCGUGGAUGCGCUUGUGCGGCAGGCGAAGGACACCGUGCCGAUACACGCCGAUGUUCAGGCCGCCUUCACGCUUAAGCAGAGCGUGGCGGUGCUAGACUCCUGUGUAGUGCUUGGGCACUUCGAUAGUGACGUUUUCCGCGCACUGCUGGCCAACGUGACGAGGCUCGUUGAGGAUGACCUCCCGGACGGCCUUAUAAACCAGCUCAACCGGAUCAUGUACUGCCUGCGGUUCGAGCACGCCAAAUUCGUGGAGGAGUGCCCGCCGAGCAUGCAGACCCUGAUCGGUCUCUACCAGGGGCACUUUUUGGAGGCGCCGCCCAAAGAGCCUAGGGAUGCACUCUACGAGUGUCUAGAGAUGAUGGACGUGAAGUACGAACGCAAUGCAUCAAUAGGGCCCUACCGCAUCGAUGCGCUUGUUAACGGGUCGAUAGCGCUUGAACUGCUCAGCGAAGCUGCGUUGUGCCCACUGAUGCAGCAGCCGCUCGGGUCGGUGCGCCUGAAAACAAGACACAUGGAGGCCAUGGGAUACACGCACACUACACUGCCGAUGAAAGAGUGGUUAGCUUAUUAA
This is a messenger RNA of Babesia bigemina, 1779 nucleotides long. RefSeq lists its product as hypothetical. The record is from RefSeq and is a predicted model, not a curated record. Gene Ontology annotation, molecular function: RNA binding. Lineage: Eukaryota; Apicomplexa; Aconoidasida; Piroplasmida; Babesiidae. The transcript is spliced from 7 exons. Gene Ontology annotation, cellular component: ribonucleoprotein granule; mitochondrial matrix. Bases 1 to 1779 code for a protein of 592 amino acids. Gene Ontology annotation, biological process: regulation of mitochondrial mRNA stability; mitochondrial RNA processing.